UUUUUUUUUUUUCACCCAAGCCAAAGCCGAGGCGUCUCUGGCGUCUCUUCUGUGGGUAAAUAUCCGCUAGGCGGCUAGGCCUCUCUUCUAGUGGCGCGGUUGAAAUAUCAAGAAGCGGCAAUGGUGAUCGAGUAGUUGUUGGCUGGUUGUGCCCGUGUGCUGUGUUGUUUAUGCUCGGAGGCGACCGGUGGGGGUGGAUACACGAUUCCUAGCGAACCCUCGUCCUUUCGUAGCCGGCCGCACUAGGGACGAAACUUUUUUUGGUAUCCCGGGCCAGUUGCUUACACGGAUUACCCCCUACGCCUACCGGGAGGAAUGUGGAAGGCGACGCUCCUACUCUUGUUCGCCGUGAAUGGAGUACUACUCUCUGCGGAAAAGGUCCACAGCACAACUGAAAAGCAUGGCGAUAAUGGCAUGUUCUUCAUUGAUGACCCCCAGAACGACCAAGGCACGGAGGGGAGUGCGGACUUCAGUGACACGGAUCACUCCUCGGGCAUUGGCGAUGACGAGGACGCGGCCGAAGGAUCUGGUGACGAUCACUUGACGGAUGAGGAAGUGGGGUCUGGGACGGUGGGUCCAGUGUUCGUCACGCCAAGAGUCACUGUGGUCACGGACACGAAGCCAUCUAAGGGCUCCAAGCCCGUUCAUGCAAUUGAACCGUCUAUGCCUGAAGGCAACGAGAUCCCCGAAAUAGUCGUUCCCUCAACGUCGACACGGGGUCCCGGCGACGUCGGCCUGGCUCCCGCGGAGACAGAGGAUGAGGGCAAUGCAUUAGGCAAUGACGUGGCGAUCCUUCAACGCAAGCAGGACGACCGGCCGUCCUCCUUUUUUGCUCAGCCUGGCAUUUUGGCAGCGGUGAUUGGUGGUGCCGUGGUGGGCCUGCUGUGUGCCAUCCUGCUUGUCAUGUUCAUCGUCUACCGGAUGCGCAAGAAGGAUGAGGGAAGUUACGCCCUGGACGAGCCCAAGCGGUCGCCGACGGUCAACUCAUACAUGCGCAGCAGCAACAAGGAGUUCUACGCCUGAGCCGACCCCUGCCUCCCCCCACGUGACACACGCACGCAAGCAGAGAGUCGCAAGGCGCCACAGCCUGGGGUGCGGUCUGGUGUCUCGGGACGCCCUUGAGGGAGUGAAGAAACGCAUGCCCCCUUGGGAUGGUGAUGGUGGCGGCACCACUCUCGCUGGGCGGCAGUUCUGAAGGACGUCCAGCCCUAAAGUGUUCGGCAAUUUUUUUUUUCUUGUACAAAUUGGUUUCCAGAUUUCCAAACAAAUUGGUUUGUUUGGAAAAUUCGCUUGUUGCGCAACAAAAGUAAUUUGUUUUAAUGUAAUGUUUUAUUGCCAACCGUUCAAGAGGCUCUGUGUCUCUUGCUCUAACCUGACGUUUUGCUAGGUUCUCGUUGUAGUAUUGAGUUAAGAGUUUGUUUUUCUCUCCGCGUUGCAUUUCCUAGCCACGUCUGAUAAGCCAAGCUUACACUGGCCCUUCUUUUAGCAACGAGGCUUCAUUUUCUUUUUUUUUUAAUGCUAGACGCACUUCCGUUACGUCGAGGGAACCAAAGGCAGUCGGACAGGGAGUUGUAAUCAUCCGUGACCUCCCAGCAGGCGUUAGGCUGCCGCAUUCAGCGAGCUCGGCUUUGUGAAACUCAGUGCCAUUGCCUUUCCUCUGUACAUGUCUGAAAGUGUCCUUUUUAAGGUUGGUGUUUGCUCUCUUCUUUUCCCCCUUCGUUUUUCACCGUGACGGGGACCCAAAGGCACCAGACUGGCGCGUAGAUGCGAGAGAAAUACUGCGAGGCAAACGUGAAAUGGCUUUCUGUCUCGUGUGUGGCAGAGGCCGAGAGAAUGCAGACUCCCCAUUUCUGCUUUUUAGGAAUGCGACGCCGUUCUGUAUAUUGUGCGAAUCGGACGCCCUUCCCGCGAGCUUGUCCCCGCCCAGUUUUCUCCCUCUUUUAUCGAAACUCCGGAGAUGAUGGCAGAGGGGUGGUGUGUGCCCUCCCCAGCAUUUAACGGGGUUCUCCUCGCCUUCUAGAACAGUAGCGUCCCAGCAUUUAGUUCUGUUUGCACAUUCCAUCGGCUUUCGUUGCUUCAGAGUUCAGGUCUCGACCUUAGUUGCGUUCCUACCUCGGCUUCGGGACACUGUCCCAACUCACCGUGCUUCAUUUUGUAGAACCCUCCCCCAUUCCGGUUUUAGGAUACCUGUAGUCUCCUUUGUAACUACUAGUAGCGUGCGCAAUCUACUUCCGAAGGCUCGAGUGCUCCGCGUUUUACCGUGGACCCCCCCACACACUUUUCUUCGAGUCUUCGACCCAAGUGGGUGAGCGCGUGUUCAUAUCUCUUUAGGUGCCUGCCGGGAUCUGUGUGGACAAAAAAAAGAAAACUUAAGCGGUCGCGACGUGCGUGCACGCCCGCAGACCUCGUUCACUCCCAGGAGCCGGCGUCUGGGUUUAGUCACGUGCCAUCACCACGUGCAAAGUAAUCCUCCACACCCCGUGUCCCCCACCCUCUUAUCCUAGCCCCUUUAUUUAAUUGAACCAUGUCGACCACCGUGCUGCCAUUUUGGGGCUCGGAAACUGCCGAGCAUAGUCUUGGGAGGUUUCUCCUCGCCUUCGUUGGAGGUCUAUUUUUUCCCUAAAUGUUCCCUCCCUUUCACCUUGUGCGAAGGCAUACAACUUUUUGUAUGGCUUGUUUUUUUUUAUUUUUAUAUAUUAUACACAUAUACAUACUAUACACGAGCAAGCAUGUUGCGAGACUGUGUGUGCGUACGCGUGUUCUCCGUGCACGUUUAACAGCCGAAGAAAUGGGGAAAAGUUUCGUGUGGGGUUUAUUUUGGAUCAAACCGGCGGUGCUUUGGGCGUUCCACCGCGUCCAGAGAUUCGCGGUUCGACUCGCGUUUCUUCCCUCGUGGGGGAGGCUGUCCGACUUGCAUUCUUUGUACUACUACUACUACUCCGCUUGUGUCCUAGUGUUCUAGAGGUCACACAUGCCGCGCCCCCUUGUCUCCAUGUAAAUAGCGUACCUCGGUUUCCGUCGCGUUUGUCGCGCCAAAAGGCCGGAGCGGCGGACUUGUGGGACUUCGGCCCGUCGGCUGCGCACUUCACGCACCUGCCUUGAUGAAAACUGCUUUUGGGUUUUGUUUUGUGCCGUGCCUGGUGUCUGUCCUUAGUUAACAGCCACUUUUUUUCGACGGGGGGAAGAAACAAAAGGACCUGUAAAUACUGUACACUUCCGAAGAGAAAAAACUAGACGAAAACUAAGCUUGUGGGAACAUUUUUUUUCCAAAGAGUAGUAUUCUUUUACUGGACCUUGUGUGUGCCCAAGUGGAUGUCGUAGCGGUUCUGUAAGUCUUCCUUACUGGUGUAGUCCUCGGCCGAAGCUCAUUCUUUUUAAUGGUGUUGCGCUCUUGCGGUACUACUGUUGGGUUUUAACCAUGUGACUUUCUUUUCUUUUUUUUUACUAGGCAUUUGGAUUUGAGGUUUUUUGUGUUGCAGAUAGCCCGACAUGAAUAGUCCUCCUUACAAAACGUUUGAGCGUUUGUUUAGAACAAAUGGUAUACCUGGAGGAUAUUUUCAUUUUUAGCUUUGCUUGGUCUUCUUUCCUCUAUGCUAGACAACUGCUUUCGAUUUGUGGUGGUGUCCUAAAGAGUGCUGCACAUUGGUAUCUGCAGUUUCUUCCCCAAUUUGCGGUGUUUACGUCAAAAAUGUCGGUGCAAACUUUAAACUUCUCGACUUGGGGUUAAUUUGUUGUAAUUGCAUAACGCAACACAUUUUUGUCCUCUGUUCUUGUCAGCCAGCUAGAGUUGCAUCGCGAGCGAAGAGUGUCAUUGCUGCACAUUUGUCACUGCGGGUGCAACAGCAAAAAAUAAAAACGAGCAAGCCAGAUUUUUUUUUUGUAUGUGCAAGUUUAAUUUAAGUGUGCUGCAUUGAGACCAAACAGUCAGCAUGGAGUAUACCAGAACCUGUGUGUCUGCGUUAGUCAUCUCGGCUCCCUCCUGGGCACUUGUCGAAACAUGUCCAGAGAGCUGCGCAGUUUUAGGCGGUGAUGUCUAUCUUGUACCACUGCUGAACAUUUUUGUACAGAAUUUUCAUAGUUGUCUAAACAAUAAAUUGAUGGAUUUACAGAAAUGUGC
Molecule: messenger RNA, 4117 nt
Organism: Ixodes scapularis (black-legged tick)
Lineage: Eukaryota; Metazoa; Arthropoda; Arachnida; Ixodida; Ixodidae
Gene: Sdc
Product: syndecan
Exons: 6
Coding region: 316-1023 (235 amino acids)
Biological process (GO): cell migration
Cellular component (GO): cell surface; membrane
Source: RefSeq, a predicted model, not a curated record